AUGUGUUGCAUUCAGCUGGCCAAGGGCGGACCACCUGGUCCCGACUCAAUCACCCUGACUCUCCUACAACACGGCAAGUCCCGCUCAUGCGGCCAUUUAUGGACGGGCUCCCCCAAUGUGAUGCAAGUAGUAGACCGAUACAUUCAUCAUCUCCUCCUCCAAGAAACACUCGUCGUACUGUCAAAGAUUGUGGCGCUGCUCAAGAUUUCACAGCUUUUGGUCGUGCCAAUACAGAUCAUGACAGGGAUGAUGCAAGCCAGACGUGGGGGACAUCGACUCCUUGAUCCCUGUAAAAGGAUCGAUCUCUGA
Molecule: messenger RNA, 309 nt
Organism: Purpureocillium takamizusanense
Lineage: Eukaryota; Fungi; Ascomycota; Sordariomycetes; Hypocreales; Ophiocordycipitaceae
Exons: 1
Coding region: 1-309 (102 amino acids)
Source: RefSeq, a predicted model, not a curated record